AUGGACGAGCUUCCACAGUACUAUUGGGACGAAGAUGACAGAAUUGCAAGUGCCAAGGUCCUUCAAGUUCCACACAUAAAAAGCCCCUCAAACAUAAUAAUCGAGUAUGCCUCCGACACAGAAGACUGCCGCCAGAUGAUAACCAUUUUCGAGCGUUUGAUCGGCUCUGCAAAUCCAUCACACUCUCCCGAGGAGGCUGCACAUGCUGUCACCUGUGUGUAUUCUGACGAAUUGAAGAGCUACUUCAAACGCGCAACUAAAGAGAGCUCUGUUGUGCGGUUCAAAGAUGGAUUCCUCUGGGGAUUUUACCACUUGAUCUUUGACUACUCGAAGCAAGUCGACGGCAUGGCUCAGACGAAAUUGGUACAGUUCGUCGACGCCUUCCGCAAGAUGCCCCGUACAGCGAAGACGGAGAGCAAUGUUGAAUGGUGCGACCUUGGAAAAAUCGGCUGGGCUGCGCGUGACACUGUGGAUCGAUUUCCCGUUGGUGGCGGAGAGGUCGACAAAAGGACACAACAGAUCCAGGAGUUACGGUUUCAUGCAUUCAUCGCGCGACUAGCGACAGAAUCUACGUUAGACUUUUCUUCCUUAGCAUAUUUCUAUUUUAGGGAUGCUUUGGAAAAUGUCCCAGAUCCUCGAUCAAAAGCAUAUCAUACGCAAGGCCCCCUGCUGGAAGAGACACUCCUAAUUCCUGCCUAA
This is a messenger RNA of Mollisia scopiformis, 699 nucleotides long. RefSeq lists its product as uncharacterized. NCBI's taxonomy places the organism in Eukaryota, Fungi, Ascomycota, Leotiomycetes, Helotiales, Mollisiaceae. The transcript has 2 exons. The record is from RefSeq and is a predicted model, not a curated record. Bases 1 to 699 code for a protein of 232 amino acids.